Molecule: messenger RNA, 1118 nt
Organism: Camelina sativa (false flax)
Lineage: Eukaryota; Viridiplantae; Streptophyta; Magnoliopsida; Brassicales; Brassicaceae
Source: RefSeq, a predicted model, not a curated record
UUUCUCAUUCAGCGAGCUGAGUUUAGAGAUCUUUUUUCUUCUUCUUCCUAUUCAUACGAUCGGAAUCAUGGUGACCAAGAAGAUCUUUGGCUUCAUGGUCGUGAUCAUGUUUCUCUUGAGUUGCACCUCGGCUAAACUAUACACAGUCGGUGGUGACUAUGGAUGGACUAUCAAGGACGACUCUUGGGCUGAACAUAAGAAAUUCCACGUCGGAGAUUCCCUCGUCUUUGAGUACGAUCAAGACAUCAACGACGUCGCUCAAGUUUCCAGCGCCUUAGAGUAUGAUUCAUGCAAUUCUUCUUCUCCUAAAGUUGUUUACAACACCGGAUAUGAUGUUGUAACCUUCAAGGAACCAGGACAUCACUACUUCAUCACCUCAAAUGAAUUUCAAUGCCGCGUCUCGGGACUUAAAUAUGACGUUUUUGUCGUCAAUGACAUGUCACCUCCGAUUCCUUCACCACCACCACCGAGCAAGGUCCAUGAACCGUCACGUCCGGCUCCUCCACCAUCACCAAGCAAGAACCAUGCCCCUUCACGUCAGAUUCCUCCUCCAUCACCGAGCAUGAACCAUGAACCGCCACGUCCGACUUCUCCGCCACCACCACCCCCGAGCAAGAGAGGAAAGGUCUACAAGGUAGGUGAUUCUAAAGGAUGGAACGUGUACAACAGUUACUACUAUUACAGGUGGAGUAAAGAUAGACAAUUUCGUGUUGGAGAUACUCUCUUUUUCCAAUACAACAACAAACUCAACGACGUUAGAGAACUCAGCGAUGAUCUUGACUUCAAAUCAUGUGAACCAAAUUCUACCGUAGCUGUGUACAAGACGGGACACGAUCUCAUUAAGCUCACCAAACCAGGAGUGCAUUAUUUUGUAAGCUUAAAGACCGGUCUUUGUCAGGCUGGCAUUAAGCUUCGAGUCACCGUGCAACCAUCAACCGAAGACGUUAUUUUGCCUGAUGUUCCCAAGAGGCUCUCACGUAUUAACCGCUGCAGCAGGUGGCGGCCCUGGUUAUGCAUUUUCAGACCUCAUCACUAAGCAUUCAAAUUAGUUUAUAGGGUUUUUGUUGGUGUUAUUUAAGAUUUUUUUUUUCUUUUUUUUCUUUUUGUUAGUCGUUUAA